Molecule: messenger RNA, 460 nt
Organism: Kogia breviceps (pygmy sperm whale)
Lineage: Eukaryota; Metazoa; Chordata; Mammalia; Artiodactyla; Physeteridae
Product: ubiquitin-conjugating enzyme E2 N-like
Biological process (GO): protein K63-linked ubiquitination; DNA damage tolerance
Cellular component (GO): nucleus
Molecular function (GO): ubiquitin conjugating enzyme activity
Source: RefSeq, a predicted model, not a curated record
AUGGCCGGGCUGCCCCGCAGGAUUAUCGAGGAAACCCAGUGUUUGCUGGCAGAGCCAGUUCCCGGCAUUAAAGCAAAACCAGAUGAGAGCAAUGCCCGUUAUUUUCAUGUGGUCAUUGAUGGCCCUCAGGAUUCCCCCUUUGAGGGAGGGACUUUUGAACUUGAACUAUUCCUUCCAGAAGAAUACCCAAUGGCAGCCCCUAAAGUACGUUUCACGACCAAAAUUUAUCAUCCUAAUGCAGACAAGUUGGGAAGAAUAUGUUCAGAUAUUUUGAAAGAUAAGUGGUCCCCAGCACUGCAGAUCUGCACAGUUCUGCUAUCGAUCCAGGCUUUGUUAAGUGCUUCCAAUCCAGAUGAUCCAUUAGCAAAUGAUGUAGCGGAGCAGUGGAAGACCAAUGAAGUCCAAGCCAUAGAAACAGCUAGAGCAUGGACUAAGCUAUAUGCCAUGAAUAAUAUUUAAA